Messenger RNA from Microplitis mediator, 1555 nucleotides. Its product is annotated as putative ankyrin repeat protein RF_0580. The transcript is spliced from 2 exons. NCBI's taxonomy places the organism in Eukaryota, Metazoa, Arthropoda, Insecta, Hymenoptera, Braconidae. The record is from RefSeq and is a predicted model, not a curated record. Gene Ontology annotation, molecular function: protein binding. Bases 97 to 681 code for a protein of 194 amino acids.
AAUUUCUGUUACAAAUCAAUCUGUGAAAAAUUGUCAAGUGCAAUAGUCGAUAGUUCAGUGAAGUAACGUUAACAUUAUUCAAAUAACAACCAAGUCAUGGCAUUAUUAUCAUCAAUAAGAACAGCAUUCCAAGACAGUCUCGACGAAUAUCUCUUGGAGGCAGUAGAGACAAACGAUUUGACAAAAAUCCACCAAAUUGUCAUGGACCAAAUACCCGACGUUCCGCCAAAUGCAAUGAACUCUGCAAGACUAAUGUAUUUGGCUCUGGAAAACAAAAAGUUCGACUUAGCUGAAAAAAUAUAUAGGACUUUUGUGGGCUGUGCAAUAGAUGAUUAUGUGGACUACAACGAUGAAGAAGAGUUUGUGGGGUGGACUGCGUUACAUUUUGCUGUGGUGAACAAGAACUACAAGGCAGUCAAGUUCUUAUUAAAAAGAGGAGCCGACGUUAACUGUGAAAAUGAAGAAGAAGAUCAACCAAUCAAUCUGGCUGUUGAUAACAAAGACAUUAAGAUGACAAGAUUGCUUUUAAGUUACGGAGCUGACGAGAGGCAUUGCCAGGACUGGCUAGUUACACCAGACAAUAAAAGAAAACAAUCACGUCGUCGUAAUAAAAAAAAAAUAGUUUUGGUGGAUGGUCCGGAAAAUGGUUAUAUUUUGACAAUUUCAAAUAGAGAGGAGUGAGUCAAGGAUUGGGACAUUCAAAAAUAUCUCCAAUUCCUGUUUCAAAGAUUUUUUAAUCGUGGUUUCAUACAUCAACGUUUUCAAUUUUAAUUCAUACGACUCAUUUUCAUUAUUAUUAACAUAAAAAAUUUUUUAUAAAAAUCAUUUCAUUAACAUAAACCAUAUAAAGCCAUAACACCAAAACCUAUUUCAUUUCAGUGAUAUCAUCGAAUCUCCCGAAUCGAAUAUCGAAUGUUCUGAAGUGUAUACCGAUUUUUCCGAAUGGAAUAUCAUUAAUACCCCGAUUCAUCAUCUCAUCACAUAACCAAAAAUACGAAUUAAAGAAAUUAAAUAUAAGUCAUCAAAAACAUUUUUUUUAAGCUUUUUUUAAAUUGUGAAUUUAUGUGUCAAUGCUUUUAAACUUAAUUUAUAUGAAACAUUGUAACUAUGAUAGGGGAAAGCCGAGCAAAAGGGGUUACUUAAAGAAAUUUUAAAUUUUCGAGGACUAAAAUACGCGAAAUCUUUUUUUUUAUGAUUGUCAAAGUAAACAGAAAAAAAUUUUAGUUACCUUUUAAAAAAAUAAUUAUUUUCGCGGGCAAAAUGAGGUACCCUCUAAAAAGGUAAAAAAAAAAUUCUGAAUUUUAAAUUAAUUUAAUUAAAUUCUUUGUGAGUAAUUGACUCAAAGAAAAAUUAUAUUUUACAUGAUUAUUUGAUACAAAAAAUUUUAAUGGUUUUCAUCAUAAAAAAAAAUCAUUUUUCGACUGACCCCGUUUUGCUCGGCCCUCCUCUCCAUAAAAAAAUUUUUUUGUAAAUUAGUUAUAAGUAUUUUCAACUAAAUUAAAUAUACAAAAAAAAUUUGUAAUUGUAAUAAUCUGACAUUAACUUUUUUUUAAAA